This is a messenger RNA of Rosa rugosa (rugosa rose), 1797 nucleotides long. RefSeq names its product disease resistance protein RPV1-like. NCBI's taxonomy places the organism in Eukaryota, Viridiplantae, Streptophyta, Magnoliopsida, Rosales, Rosaceae. The coding region runs from base 1 to 1797 and encodes 598 amino acids. Gene Ontology annotation, molecular function: protein binding. The record is from RefSeq and is a predicted model, not a curated record. The transcript has a single exon.
AUGCAACCUUUAUACAAUUUGAAAAGCAUUAAUCUGAGUCACUCUCUGAAUCUUGUCAACUCCUCAAACUUUAAAGGUGUGCCAUAUCUCGAGUUCCUGUUUCUUGAAGGUUGUAUAAGAUUGUGUGAGGUUGACCCAGGAAUUGAAGUGCUUGAAAGACUUACUGUGCUGAACUUGAAAGAUUGCAAGAAUCUUGUACAUUUUGCAAGUAGUGUACGUGGCUUAAAAUCUCUCAAAGUUCUUAAUCUUUCUGGUUGCUCAAAGGUUAACAAACUACCGAAUGACGUGGGACUUUUAGGAAGUUUGGAGAAGCUUUAUCUGAAGGACACUGGCAUAAGAGAACUACCUACGUCUACUAGAAUGCUUGAAAGACUUUCUCUGCUAAACAUGGAAGAUUGCAAACAUCUUCUGUGUCUUCCAAGCAGUGUAGGUGGUUUAAAAUCUCUCAAAGAUCUCAAUCUUUCUGGUUGCUCAAAGCUUGACAAAUUGCCAGAUGAGUUGGGUCAUGUUGCCUGUUUGAAGAAGCUUAAUGUGAGUGGGAGUGGCAUAAGAGAAGUGCCCUCCUCUAUUGGUCUUUUGAAAAACCUCGAAGAGUUAUCUCUUGGUGGAUGUAAAGCACAAUCACCUAAAUCAUGGAGUAUGAUCUUCAACCCCUUUCAGUUAUUGCUAAAAAGAAGUUGCAUUCCCGCAAGAUUGUCGUUGGCUUGUUUAUCUGGUUUGCAUUCAUUAACCUACCUGAAUCUAAGUGACUGCAAUCUUUCUGAAGAAGCAAUCCCCAUUGACUUUGGAUGCUUAGCCUUAUUGAGAAGAUUAAAUUUGAGGAAAAAUCAAUUUGUUAGACUACCCGAGAGCAUUGGCCAACUCUCUAGGCUUGAAAAUCUUCAGUUGGAUUGGUGCCGCAAGCUUCGGACAUUACCAGAGCUUCCAUCUCAUGUACGGGUAACACUUAAGAAUUGCAUUUCAUUAGAUACAAUGGUCAAUCAAAUAGGAGAAUGCAAUUCCGUGUUAUUUGCAAGUUGUGUUAACUGUUUCAAAAUGGUGGAGAAUGAAAGCUACAAGCGUGUAGCACUUUCGUUGCUAGCACGCUACCUUAAGUUUCGACGUUGGAGUUCUUCCGUACAUUUUAAGCAUAGAACAUUUGACUUCAUUGCUCCUGGAAAUGAAAUUCCAGAGUGGUACAAUCACCAAAGUGUGGGGUCUUUGAUAACUGUAGAGCUGCAUCCAGGUUGGUUUAGUAAAAAGUGGAUGGGAUUCGCCUGGUGUGUCGUUUUUAGACCCCUAAAACCACUCCCGUCUUCGGUUGAGAUGAACAUUGUAUGCUCAUUGAAGAUUAAUGGACAACCCUUGGCUGGCUUUGGUAAAUCGUUUGGGUUUGGGGAAAAGUGCGAUCAACCUAAGUCGGAUCACAUUUGGUUCUUCUAUGUGCACCGUGAUGUUAGAUACCCUAACCAAGAGUGGCAGGAUAUCCACUAUCAGCUUGUAUUCUCAUUUAGUGCCUUCUGCUUGGGGCCACCAGGAAUACGCGCCCUAACAAGUCUGCAAUUGAAGGAUGUUCGUAUCCAAGAGGAAAUUGUGCAAGUGAAGAAGUGUGGUGUGCGUAUGGUAUAUGAGGAAGAUGCGGAGGAGCAGAGCAAUGUUGGCACUAAUACCGAGCGAGGCCUUCAACACUCUGAUGAUGAAGAUGAUGCAACAUCUAGUAGUGCAAGUCAGGCUCAUCCAAAAAGAAUUAAACUACUCCACCUUGACGGCGGAGGACCCGGUGGAAGCCCUUAUAUUUAUGACCAGAAACAUGGUUAA